AUGGCGGAGUUAGUCGUCAAAACUAUAAAACAGCUAGAAUCACCAGACGUCAAUGUUUCGGAGGAAGCUCGACAAACUCUUCUUGUCCAGAUAUCUUACGGUAAUCAAGGACAACUCGAUUUUUUCAAAGAUUUGCAACAUUUCCAGGGUCUGGCGUCACGAAACUUGUGGAGUAUUACAUUGAAACCAAGUCAGAGAAAGCAGUUGAUUUACUUCAAAAAGUCCAAGAACCUCAUGAUGAAGUGAGUUUUUUUUUCAGGUCUACCCAAAUUAAUUUAAAUUUUUUUUUAACUCCACUAGAGAUUCUAUUUUACAGGAUCUCUUGAACUGUCUCGAACACUUUAUCAAGUCAAAGGGCUCAAAAUCAGCAAUUGCCAUUAUUUUGUUAGGUAGGGUUUUUUUCAAAUAGUAGCCCAUAUCGUAUUUUUUGUAGGCCAAAUUGUUCAACAAGCUCCGAGUUGGACUCCGAAAAUUUCUUCUCAUUCUAUUUUUCGGCUGAUACUGUCGUUCGUGCAAGAAACUUCGGUAUGUUGAAACUUCAAUUCAGAAUAGUAUUGAUUUUUUAGCACGAUGGCAAGGCCGAAAACUGUGUUUCUGGAAUUCUGAUGCUGUGCAUUUUGCUCCCUCAUUGCAGCGGCCUGAACUAUCCGAUACUCGCUAUUAUUUUCAACACAUUCAUUGCUGUGUGCAAUUUUUUGAGAAAACAAGUGAGGAAAAUUUUAUAAUUCUUGAAACUAAAAUAAAAUAACCUGGAAACAAAAUAGACUUUCAGAACAACUCGAAAAGAUUUCUUCUUUUUUGCUGGAGUGGUAACAUCUGAUUAAUAUGUGUUCUGAUUCUUACCUUUUCUUCUCAAGUAUCUUUCUCGAAAAUGUCCAAAUUCUAUGUUCUCUAUUGUUUUUUUGUUAUUUUUUUCAUGAUUUACAACAGAAGAAGGGAUUUUACUCGAAACUGAAGCAAAAAAAUACUAAACGUAAUGAAGAGAAAUUUUGGGUGAUUGGGGGUUUGUCUUUCAAAUUUCGAGCAAAAAUUCUUUUUGUUUUCGCGUAAACCUUUCUUUUAUCAGAAGAUUUUCAGUACCGUGAUGUAUCUGCAAUGGACUUUGACGACGACAGAAAAAGAGGGAAUCGAGAAAGAGAAGCGAUAACAGCUAGCCAUUUAUCGUGGGCAACUCGCGAAUUUUUCCAUAUCCUUUAUGGGAUUUAUCCACAAAACUUUGUCUAUUUCUUGAAGUGAGUUUUAUUAUAUUCUGUAAUCUGUGACAUUUUAUUUUUUUCCAGGCAAUAUUUUGGACGGGAUGGGAACGCCGAGCGUUCAGUUGUACUUCACAUUGUUUUAAAUCCGCUACUUUCCAGCGUACGACUUCAUCCGAAUCUUCUCAUCAUGACGCGAGAAAAAGAAAUAUCAAAAUCGCGGUAAGUGAUCCUCUCUCAUUUUUUAUUCACAUAUUCUCUAAAGAUAAAAAGUAAUCUUCGCAGAUGGAUGCAAAGAGAACCACACGACUUUCUUCAUGAAAGUACAAAUGUGGUUAUUGGAGCGCUACCACCGCCGAUGUACAACUACAAACUGAGUACGUUCUCGAAAUAUUGGACUUUCGUACUUUUUGGAUUUGCAGUAGAUACAAUAGAAGAAGAAGUGGAAGAUUCGGCACAAUGGACCAGUUUAUUGAGUGACCGUUCAGGGGUGCAAAAACGACCAAAGAUGAAAAAAAAAUAUAGUUUGAAAGAUUUCUUAACUUUUGAUUGAUCAAUAAUUUCAGAAGAAGAAGAGCUGGAUUUGGCAAUUGAAAUGACUCCAGAAGCCACAGAUGAUCUGAUCGCAGACACGUUUUCUUUGAUGUCGGGAAUGUGUGGCCCUUCGACUUUGGUCAAAAAGAAAGUUUCCUGUCCCAAUGGAAAUUCUUCAGGAACAUUCGGGCUGCCAAAAAAAUUUCAUCGGUUUAUUUUUUUCUUUCAGUUUUAGAACUUCAGAUAAAAAAAUUUUCAAAAAAAAUCAAUGGAUACAUAGUUAUGUUUUUUUUUGGCUUUUCAAAAAAAUUGAACAAAUUUUUCAAAUAAAGAGAAAAUUCUCAAACCCAAAAUUUUACAGAAACGUCACAGUCUCAUCUCAGAGGCAACCAAUGCUGCUCCAUUAGAAACGUCUAACAGAAGCAUCGUUAACCGGCUUUAUAAACAGCUUGAAAGGUAUAUCGAUCGUUUCAAAAAUAAGCUUACAUCUUCGAUUCAGGGAACAGAAGAAAGAAAACUUAGAGCUUUCCAAGGAAGCCGGUGCAAUCGAAAUUCUCAAGCCUGAUGGAGAGCUCGGAGAGAUGCAACUGGUAAGAUUUUGAAAAUAGCCCUUUUAAGGCUGAUUGUGGCAGAGAUUUGAAAAAAUGUCGCUGAUAGGGAAAAAUAUUAGAAAGUGUGUCUUAUAUUGAAAACUGAAGAGUGCGCCGAAAAGCUUUUUUUGCAUCUUCUUUCUCGAAUUGUUUCCAGAUCUAAAUAAAUGUUUAUAAUUCAUUUUGAUUAUGCUUGAAAUAAUAGACGAAGAUGCUUCACACAUUCCCACUAAUAAUGUCAAUAGUCGUCCUUCUUCAGAGAGAAGGACAGUCACCACCCUCAGGAGUUUCCAUUGCUGAAGACGCUUUGGCUGACCUCGUCGAACCUUUGACAGUACCGCAAGAAUACUACGACGACUCCCCGUCGGAUUGGGACGAAAGCCCGGCAGCCGCGACCCCAGAUUUACAAAGAAACACGGAUUCUCCAGCGAGCUCUGUUUUUUCGGAUGCUUCCGACAGUAUUGUGUGCAGCCGACCUUUUGAUCUGGCCCCGUUUUCGGAUCGACUUCCUACAAGUAGCAGUAGUCCGCCACCUAAGAUCCAAGGAAGAAUCAUUUUCGGAAUGGAGGAAGUUCAUCCAAAGAAGUUGAAAGUGGAAAUCGUAAAGGUUUGUUGAAUGAAAUUUACAAAAAAAAGCGCAUUAAAUUUGUAAUUACAAUUUCAUUGUGCGAUGUUUUCUUUGUUAUACAGAAAAGUGGAGUAAAACGUUUGCCAGAAGUUUAUUAAAGAAAAAAUCCAUUCAACACUUUUGCCACUUUUCCCAUCAAUGUUUUCAGCCUGUGCUUGUGAAACCGUCGUAUAAGCCCGGAAAUAGUCUGAGGAAAAUUCUGCCGCCCAAAGACUUUGUUUUUCCGAAGCUUGUUCCGGUGAGACUCUUCGAGAGGUCAAAACCUUUUGACGUGUUUUGUUCAGAAAGAGCCGCAAACAGAAAGACAGAAGUCAGAAGAGCUCACAAUUCAAGAAGAACCGCCGAAAGCAGAAGGAGUCGAAGAGAAUAAAGAAGAAGUCGAACAAGAUUGGAAGCAAAGACAGAAAUCCUUGCUUGCUGCUGCGAAGGCGGCUCGCGUGACUUUGAGAAACCGCGCGGCGACUGAUUCGAUCAUCAACUCGAUCGCCAGCGAGACUUCUGCAUUUAUGAGGUUUGAAUCGGAAAGAUCUGCUACGUUGUUUGAAAAAAACACAUCCAGCAUGAUCCACGAUAUGUCUGGGAACAGUUUGUCUUUCAUAAAUCUAUGAAUGAAAACAAAAUUGCCAACUUUUUCAAGGUCCCCCCAAAAAAUUUGUAAAGAUUAUAUUUGAGAUAGAGAACUUUUGAUGGAUAUAUUAUUUUUUUAUGCAUAUGCUGCUUGAUUGCUAUUAAUUUUUUAAAACUUUUUCUCCGAGUCCUUAAGAAAUUUUCUAUAAACGACGUUUUAAAAGUUUUUUUUUUCUGAUUCAAAAUGAUUUUUAUUCGGCUUUUUGAAUACUGUGUACAUACUGUGAAGUUUAGUAGAUAGUCUUCAGAACAUCCAUGCUUUAACAGAAACUUUUUUUCAGCACCGAAAAACUGGAUGGAUCUCCCACUUCAAGUACUGCCGACGUUUUGCUUGGUGUUCAAGUGAAUGAAUAAUAUUAAUUGUAAAAGUUUUUUUUCUUCAAGGGCUCUACAACAUCUGAAAACCAGUUUUCGUUUGAGCCGCAACAAAGAAACAGGCUGUCAUUCACAACUCUCAUAAAUCGGUUGAACAAGUCGAGAUUCUCCUACGAAAAUCCAGCCCGAACCGCGGAAGAAAUUCGGGACCACCGACUGAAAAUCUUCUCUCCGAAACUGUAAUUUUAUCUACCGCUUUGGUAGUUCAUGAUGAGAAUUUUCAGACCAAAGUCAGGUUCCUGUCCAGAUCUUUCGAAAUACGAAGAUGUCAAUAUCAAAAAAGAGGAUUUGAAACUGAAACCUGAGCUUGUCAAUCAAGUGUCGGUGAUCACAUCGGAGAAGUUGACGGACAAGUUUCCUUACCUCACACUCAUCAAUAACAACAAUGAUGAGAUCUGUGCGUUAAUAAUGAUUCAGUGUAUCAAUAAUUUUGAUAAUUUCAGAUGUUUCUUUCGAGAAACAGCUGGAAAAAAGAAAUGAGAACAGGAAAGGGAUGUACAUGCGAAAAAGCAUGGUGAGUGAGAAAUUUGAAUUUCAUUUUAAAAACUUUGUUUUCAAGGAAUUCCACAACUGUCUGAAAGAUCUCGGGAUGGCGGAUCGGUUACCUGGUAGAAUUUACGACGACAUGUCCCAAAUUAUUCAGGGGCUAUCCGUGGACAAACAAGUAUUCUGAUUUUUUUUUAAAUCGGUAAAUGGAAAUUUUAGCGCGACAUUCUCCGAGCACGGUUGAAUCUUGUGAACCAACAUCUUCUCUACGAACAAAGUUGCCGCUUGCUGCAUUCCAACCGCAACAGACGUCUUUUUGGACGUCUGAAACAGCAAUCAGUACAUUCGAGUAAAUGUGUAGAAUUUAUUUUGAUUUUUCAGGUUUCCGAAGCUGAGUAUGUGUCCUUGAAACAAACCAUUUACGUUCUCAUGAAUGAGAGGUUCAACUUUUUUUAUCAUUAAAAAUCUUCGCCACCGGGGAAUUUUCAGGAAAGAGCUGGUCUACUCCUUAGAGAACAUGAGAAAAGAAAACAUCGAGAAAGAACAAGAAUUGGUGGAUUUGUACGACAAGGAGAUAAACAGGAUAAGAAAGGCUGAAGAACGUUCUGAAGAACUGGCAGAAGAGCUGAGAAAAAUGCAAUUCAAGUGGCAGGCACAGGAGCAGUAUUUUAAAGGAUUGGGAAAUGUGAUUUUGUCUUUUUUUCCAGAAAAUUUUGAAUUUUUCAGCUCGAAAUACUCAACCGGAAAACGAUCGAUCAAGAAGUAGAGAUUUCGUUAUUGAAAAAGCAAAUCGGCAAAUAUGAGGUUGCGAAAUAUUCCUUAAACAUUUGAUUUUUGAGAAUUCAGAUCAUGAUCGAAUCCAUGUACAAAGCACAGCGAGAAAAUCAGGCCCUGAAAGACAAGGUGGGAAUCAACCAAAGAAAAAACUCAUUUAAAAAGAUGGGGAAAUUGAGAAAAUUGUGUGAAGAACUGUGUUGGAAAAAAUGAAAAUGAUCCCGUUGGUCUUGAAAAUUUUUCUGAUAAUGUUCAGAGUUCAUUCUUAAUAUGACUUUUUUCACGUCGGUUCGGGUUGAAAAAACACAAAAAAGUUCCCAGUUUUAUCCGACAAAAAAUGACACGUUGUUCGUUCCCCAACUUUCCACGUGUAUUCACUACAAAAUAUAAGUUUUCCUUCAGAUCAAGCAGUUACGAGCUCAAACUCUCGCUAAACACGAUUGUCAUUCUCAUCUCGAAAUCGAGGCCCUGAACAAUCAAUUGGAAAAAGCUCGAGCCGAUCUGAUUCAUUGGAAAAACUUGUGUGACCAGACCGCGUAUGUUUUUUUAUACUUGAAUUCAUUAUUAUUAUUACUGUUUUAAGCACCGCUCUGGAAUGUACCGAAGAAGAUUUGAAAAUGGAAAGAGACAAAGCUGCUCAAUUGCACAACGAUUUGUGUGAAACGACCAGGGUACUUGCGUUUUUCAUAUCAAAAAUUUUAAAAAUUUUGAGAAUGAGAAUUGUUGACUUUUUAGCAAAGCGAUUGUAUACUCGACUCGAUGGAAUACCGAAUCAAGGCGCACGAAACUGUCAGAACGAAAAAAAUGAGGACGUCAUGAACUUGAUGUACUCCAAGAUUGAGGUUAGCGCUUUUUCUAGUUUUGCGUAGUUCAUGUGGUUUAUCCGGAAUAUUUCGCUGGAAUGUUCAAAACUUCAAAAAGUUUAAUUAAUUUGAGUGUCAAGUCGUUGGCGUUAAACUUACUUCAAAACACUUUGUUAAUCCACUGAGAAUUUUUAAUUAUUGAAGAGAUUUUGAAAAUAAAAAAGCAGAAAAACUUUAAAGUUCAGUCUAAUGAAAAAAAGUUCUUGCAGCAACUUUCGACGAAUCGUCGCUGUUGGCGAGGAAUUAUUGAUCCCAAGAACGAUCAACCCGAAUUGAAUCCUCCGGAGUCCGACGAAAGCGAUGUCGAACCAAGUCGCCUCACUUAUUCGUAGUGAGAAAUUGAUAUUUUUUUCUCUUAUCUUCAGCUUAAACUCAAUUUCUUUUGACUUGAAAUGCGUGAUGGGUAGGCUGAAAAGAGUGACCCGAUGCCCACGCGACGCGCCUUUUGUGCAGGAAAUCAAGCCCGAAAAAAAGCCACUAUAAAUUUUUAGAUAAGUUUUUAUGUUAUGGAAAAGGUUCAGAUGAACGAAUAAAAUUUUAAAAAAAUAUAUGAAACACUGACCUGAACUGUCCCGCCAAAAAGCCGCGUCGCACACGCAACGCAUCACUCAUGCCAAUCUAAUUAUUUCGCUUUUGAGCCUAGAAAACUUGACGAUAACAUUAUGAAGCUUUUCACGAUUGGCCAAAUAAGUUCUGCGACAUAUUUUUUGACCCAAGCCUCCGAAUGUCUAAUGCUGAUCUUGAUUUUUCUUUUUCAACCUUUUUCUUUGCAGUUUCGACGAAAUCCAUCGCGAUCCAUAUGGUGCUUUUCGCUGCGGUUUCUCGAUUAAAAACGAGUUCCCCGCGGAAGGGCCUCGUAAAGUGCAGCGGAAAAGGUCCCUAUCGCCAGAAGAGGUCCCGCUCGCCCAGCCGUACGCAAAUCUUCCAGCCGAUUCUGAGCUUCCGGGUAUCCUGAAAAAGUAUCGCAGACGACAAAAUGGCCGGAAGCGUCGUGUUCCACAAUCCAAGCGCAAUCUUAUGCCAGAAGUCACUAAAACUCAAAUUGGUCGCACCAAAAGUCUGCCUAACAUCAACCGUCCCACGCCCAACGUCAUUCAAUUGACUCCCGUCGAGGCCUACUACGCCUAUUCCAUCGAACAGAAGCCGAAAAGAUCAAUUUCUUGCGAUGGUUACUUUGUCUACGACACGGAUUUCCCUCUCGGGUUCGUUUUAUUUAACUCGUUACUUUUCGGCGACAUAUAAAAGUACAGUUCUAUCAAAAAAUUCAUCUGAUAAUUACGAAAUUUAUCGAAAUGCAAAACAAAAAUUUUUUUCCUGGGCGAUAAUUGAAACCGGAUUAUUGUCUAGCUAGUUCCUGUGAAGAAAUUUUUUUUUUUCAAUUUUUUUAUAAUGCAAUUAAUCAUUUUCUAAAAUCUUUUUUGUUGGAAUGUAACAAUUUCCUACCUAUUUCUCGAGCUUUGAACAAAAAUUUUGCAUAAAAAAUUGCAAAAAUCCUUUACGAGGUUUGAGCUUACAAAUUCAAGAUUUUUUGACGUUAAGACAAAAAAUGCAAAAGAUCAAUAUUACAGAAUGCUCGGGAGAAUCCGGAAAUUGCUUUUGCCUCAAUUUAAAUGAAAUCGUUCCCCUUCAUGAUAUGGUUAUAUUUUUCCAAAUCCUUCACUUCAUUUAAAAAAUGUUGUUCCAAAAAUCAGCCCAAACUAGCUUUCUACUCAAAUCUGGUGCAUGAAGGUAAAGAAAAAAGAAGCAAAGAGAAGUGGAAAACAAUGUCGUAGAUUACUAGUUCCCAAGCGGUCAGCUUUGAAAGAUGAUGUGGACAUUAUUCAAGUCAUGUCAUCGCGUAAUAAAGCGAGUGUUUCCUUUUCAGGUUCUGGGAGGACGGAUCUCUGCGCGACCAGAUUUGCUCGGAAACUCAGAGGCAGUGGGUCGACAACAUCUGGGAAUACGCCUCGUUGAAUCCGAAUAUCGCGCAGCCUAAUGAAGAUUACAUCUCCAUAGAAGACUUAGUCAAGGAGUACGAGCUUCGGCCGAUCGUUCUGUCAGUUCCCUUUUUGGUUCCAAAAUGUUGAUUUUUUAUUUUUCUACUCGCGAAAUUCUAACAGAGAUAUCCCAUCAUUUUUUUUUUCAAGUUUCAUUAUCACCUAGUUGCGUUUCUAUUUUGAUUUAAAAACUAGAGGCAGGCUUUUCGUAAUUUUUUCCGGGAACCAGAAGCUGGAAUAAGUUGCUGAUAAACUCGAAAACCUUGAAAAAAAAAAAUUUAUUUUCACCCUGCGGACGUUGUAGUGAUAGAAGGGCCUUUUUAUUUAUUUUUUUUGUCAAAUAGUUCAAAACUUGAAGAACCUUCAAGAUUACCUAGAACUCGGGAAACAAUGAAUCCAAAAAAAGCUUGUUAGCAAGACAUUUCAUAGUGCAAAGUCUCAGAAAAAAGGUACUAUCAUACAAAAAAAGUUUUCAGACCUAGAGACAAAACGGGAGAAAGACAAUCAAAUCGUCCGAGCUCUCAAGAGGUUUUUCCAUGGCUGUUUCCACCGAGAGGCUUCGACGAGGAGAUGCGUCGCAUCAUCGUCCCCAAACGAAAGAAACCUGACUACGUCAUGUUUCCAGAUAGUCCAAUAUUAUGUUCCAUGGUAAUGCCCGGUCCAUCUGACGCUGAACGUGAUUCCGAUAAAUGCAGAGAUGAAGAUGAAAACUAA
Caenorhabditis auriculariae is the source of this 8760-nucleotide messenger RNA. The record is from the annotation of a GenBank genome assembly. NCBI's taxonomy places the organism in Eukaryota, Metazoa, Nematoda, Chromadorea, Rhabditida, Rhabditidae.